AUGAGAAUUUUCUCGGCUAUUCUUCUAGCCCUCAACAUCGCGCACUUGGUCGUCGCGAAGCGCAAGCUUGUUGCGUCCUCCUUGGUGGCAUGUAUGCAGAACUCGCAGCUCACAGCAUCUGGCUUCAGCGUGGUGUUCGACCCAGACGACCGGUCGUUGCACUACAGCUUGGAUAUGGUGACUGAAAUCAAUGACUACAUUUACGCGGAAGUUGACGUUUACGCAUACGGAUUUAAGAUUAUUAGUAGAAACAUUGACCUGUGUUCUCUGAGCUGGAAGCAGUUCUGUCCCCUGCGCCCCGGUAACGUCCAAGUGGAGUCCAUUGAAUACAUAUCUGAGAGUCUGGCGAAACAAAUUCCUGGAAUCGCUUACCAAGUUCCAGAUAUUGAUGCAUUUGUUCGUAUGAACAUCUAUAAAUCGACUGACAAGUCUCAAACUCUCGCCUGCAUCCAAGCAUUUUUCUCCAAUGGUAAAACUGUUUCUCAAACAGGUGUGAAGUGGGCUACCGCCGUUAUAGCAGGCAUCGGGCUAUUGUGCUCGGCAGUACUCUCGACUUUUGGAAACUCCAACGCGGCUUCUCACAUUUCGGCCAACACUAUGUCCCUUUUCCUUUACUUUCAAUCUGUGGCUGUCGUGUCUAUGGAACACGUCCAUCGUAUGCCCCCCAUUGCCGCUGCUUGGUCUGAAAAUAUCAUCUGGUCAAUGGGGCUGAUCCGUAUCAGUUUCAUGCAGAGAAUUUUCAGAUGGUUUGUGCAAUCAACUGGCGGCAAUCCUUCUUUAUACUUGACAUCGAAGACUAUUUCGGUUCUGGUCCAAAGAAGCUUGGAAGGAAUUCAAAGGGGGCUGGAGAGUAUCAGGGCUCCUCCGGUCUUCAAGCGUAAUGCAGAUACUAUUAUUGGAAACUCUAAUGUUAUGAUUCUCAGAGGUAUUAAAAGAUUAGCGUACACAUCCAACAUCGAAAACACUUCUGUCGUAUGCACUGGUUUUACGUUUUUCGUGCUCUGUGGAUACUUUCUCGCUGGAUUUAUCAUUGCAUCAAAGUACGCAAUUGAUCUCUGUAUUAAAGCCGGAUGGAUCCGUAAUACGAGGUUUUGGGCUUUUAGGCAUAACUGGAGAGUUAUUCUCAAGGGUUCCCUUUUGCGUUAUAUUUACAUCGGUUUCACCCAACUGACCCUAUUGAGUUUUUGGGAGUUCACACAAAAUGAUUCUCCUGCUCUGAUCGUUAUUGCUGUCCUGUUCCUAAUACAAUCGCUUGGGUUAAUGCUCUGGGCUGCGUAUCGCACAAUCUCAUUUGCGAGGUUAUCUGUGGAGCAGCGCAAGAAUCCAGCCGCCAUUCUUUAUGGAGACCAGAGAGUCCUCGACAAAUAUGGGUUUUUUUACACUAUGUUUAGUGCUAAACGCUAUUGGUGGAAUUGUGUUAUUUUGGUCUACAUUCUCCUAAAGUCCAUAUUCAUAUCCUUUUGCCAGGCUUCAGGGAAAACGCAGGCAUUGGCUAUUUUUAUCAUUGACUUAGCUUAUUUUGUUGUCUUGAUCAAAUUCCAGCCCUACUUUGACCGUCCAACAAACAUUGUUAACAUUUUGAUCACAACGGUUACAUUGGUAAACUCCUUUUUGUUUUUAUUCUUCUCCGACCUGUUUGGACAACCUGGAAGAGUCUCGUCUAUUAUGGGAUGGGUCUUUUUUAUUAUGAACGCUGCGUUUUCAUUGAUCCUUUUGAUAUUGAUAUUGAUCUUCGUCUGUAUGGUCAUUUUCUCAAAAAACCCAGACCUGAGAUUCAAGCCAGCUAAGGACGACAGAACCUCUUUCCAGAGAGUUUCAGACAGCCAUGGAAAAAUCAACAAGUCGGUUGCCGCGGAACUGAUGGCUCUUGGUAACACAGCGAAGAAUCAUGAUGAGAACUGGGAAGAAGAGCUCUACAAUCAACAAAAGUUACAAAAAGAACAAAGCGUGUCAGGCUUGGAUUACUCUGACGAAAAACUGACAGGCUCGCGUUCCAACUCCGACGAUCAGGAAGAUGCCACUCGCUUAACCUUGGCGGAGAAACUGAAGCGUAAGCUUUCAUUCAAAAGAACAAAGUCAACCAAGUCUACUUCAUCCAGGGCCAGGAAAUUGGCAAACACCGAUGACGCGCCUGUCACUUCUCUCUCACGGGAACCAUCAACGUCCUCAGCACCUGUUGUCAAACGGGAUUACCCAGGUGUACACAGCCGGCAACAAUCAGAGUCUAAAAAUGGAUUAAUAGGCUCUAACGCUGUUGAAAACAGCAAACUUGAAACACUAGCGCAAGAGGAUGAUGCUCCUCUUGUCGACACGGACAAUUAUCAAGCUCCACAUAGCGGCAGUGUUGAAUUCGGACGAGACGAGAGCAUGGACUCCGUCAACGUUGCAGCCACUGCCAACGCCACUUCCUCAACGGAUUUGUUCACAAACGAUGGGUCAUACUACAAUAGAUUGUAA
This is a messenger RNA of Lachancea thermotolerans CBS 6340, 2457 nucleotides long. Its product is annotated as transient receptor potential ion channel family protein. The record is from RefSeq and is a predicted model, not a curated record. The transcript has a single exon. The coding region runs from base 1 to 2457 and encodes 818 amino acids. Gene Ontology annotation, biological process: transmembrane transport; fungal-type cell wall biogenesis. NCBI's taxonomy places the organism in Eukaryota, Fungi, Ascomycota, Saccharomycetes, Saccharomycetales, Saccharomycetaceae.